Messenger RNA from Carica papaya (papaya), 1392 nucleotides. RefSeq names its product Putative AT-hook DNA-binding family protein. The record is from RefSeq and is a predicted model, not a curated record. Gene Ontology annotation, cellular component: nucleus. Lineage: Eukaryota; Viridiplantae; Streptophyta; Magnoliopsida; Brassicales; Caricaceae. Gene Ontology annotation, molecular function: minor groove of adenine-thymine-rich DNA binding; DNA-binding transcription factor activity.
CAUUUCCCCCCCCUUUUUUUUUGUCAUUUUAACCCCAGCACCUCCAAUCACCCAUUUUUCUCAUAAAUAUUUUAAUAUAUACACUGUGAAGUAAGAAUAUAUUAAACAAACCAAAUCCUCCCCACCCACAAAAAUCCUUUUUUUAUUUAUAUAAAAAAAAAUCUUAUUAGUGAAAAGAAAAUGAAAGGUGAAUAUGUAUAGCCCAAAACUGAAACCUCCAACAUGUUCUCCAAACUUCAUCACCCUUCCCAACACCAACACCAACACCAACACCAACACCAUUUCUCUCAUCACUUCCAGCUUUCUCGUGAUACAUCCGAAUCCGACGAUACCAGUCGGAGUACUGGUGGACCCACUACUUCAAAUCCUGCUCAGAAGCCGGUCGAGGGUCUCACCGCCAUCGGAGGUAGCGGUUCGGGAGAUGGCGCCAGUAUCGAAGUUGUUCGUAGGCCGCGCGGGAGGCCGCCGGGGUCCAAGAACAAGCCCAAGCCGCCGGUGUUUAUUACACGCGAUUUUGAGCCUCCGAUGAGUCCCUACAUUCUCGAAAUCCCCGGAGGGAACGACGUCGUCGAGGCUAUUUCGCGAUUCUGCCGGAGGAAAAGCAUGGGGAUUUGCGUGCUCACCGGGUCCGGCGCCGUCGCUAAUGUUACACUCCGCCAGCCCUCAACUACUCCCGGCGCCACCAUCACUUUCCAUGGCAGAUUUGAUAUUCUCUCUAUCUCCGCCACCUUCCUGCCUCCUCAAACGGCGCCGUGUCCUCCCGUUCCUAACAUGUUCGCGAUAUCCCUUGCCGGCCCCCAGGGCCAGAUCGUCGGCGGUUCUGUUGCUGGCGCGCUCAUCGCUGCAGGGACCGUCUACAUCAUCGCCGCCAGCUUUAACAACCCUUCUUAUCACCGUCUACCGGCGGACGACGAGGCGAGAAACACAGCAUCUGGAAGUGGAGGAGAGGGGCAGUCACCUCCUGUUUCGAGCGCUGGUGGUGGGGAGAGUGGACACGUGGCAGCCGGAGGAGCAGGUGGAGAGUCGUGCGGGAUGUCGAUGUACAGUUGUCAUUUGGCGCCUUCUGAUGUAAUCUGGGCUCCCACUGCCAGACCUCCACCACCUCCACCGCCUUACUGAGUUUGCUUCCUCCAUUUCUAAAUCUCUGUGAAUUAAAUGGGUACUUAUAAAUUUAGAUCGAUUAUCUUUUUCUUCUCGGAUUAAUUAGUGAUCAUGUCGACUUUGAUGAUUGAAAGUUUUUUUUUUUUUUUUAAUUUUUUGUUCUUGAUUUCGAGUUUUUGAUGUCUUCUUUAUCACUUCAUCUUAUGUAGUAGUCUUUCUUCUUCGUUAUUCUAUAUAUAAACUGUAGCUUGCAGGAGAUGAUAAAUGAAAGAUUAAUUAUAAUUAGCAAAA